GGUCAAAAACCGCCGGUGGAUUAGGUUACAAGGGCGGACCUCGCUCGGCCAACGUGGGCUCGGGCUUUGGUUCGGAUGAGGUGCCAAACCCUCGGCUGAUCACCUCCGGAACCAGAAGUUGGCACAGAGAGAGUGGCAGAGAGAGAGGGAGAGAGAGAAAGGGCCGCGGGCGAUGGAAAGGGGCGGCACCGCCGCCCUCCAGUUCUCUUUCCAGAACGCUCACCCUCCGUCUGCAGUCGCCUACAGGCCUCUGCUUUCCCGGCGUCAGAACUCCCCUCGAUCCACUCGCGGCGCCCCCACGAGGCCACAGCUCUUACCCGGGCAGUUGUGGUGUCAUUCUUGUUUCAGAAGGAAGCAUGCGCCCAUGCAUGUUGUUGCACAACAUUCUGCAGCAAAAGCUUUCAGUUCUAAUCGUCCAGAGGAAACAAGCUUAUGUGGUGAAGAAAUACAGAAAGAUAAGUUUCUCAUUGAUUGUGGAGCAGAUCAAGAGUGCGUGAUUGGAGGUAUAGUCGCCUUAGGCAAGUUUGAUGCUCUUCACAUUGGUCAUCGAGAACUUGCAAUACAAGCAUCAAAAGCUGGCACUCCUUUCCUUCUUUCAUUUGUUGGAAUCGGAGAAGUACUUGGUUGGGAACCAAGGCCUCCUAUUGUUGCGAAUUGUGACAGGAAGCGGGUUCUUUCUUCAUGGGCUCCUUAUUGUGGUAAUGAAGUGCCCCUGGAAUACAGUGUCCAGUUUUCAAAUGUCAGGCAUCUCACUCCAAGGCAAUUUGUUGAAAGGUUGUCGAAGGAUCUCAAAGUAAGUGGAGUAGUUGCAGGUGCGAAUUACAGAUUCGGAUACAAAGCCUCUGGUGAUGCAUCAGAGUUAGUGAGACUCUGCAAGGAAUAUGGUCUGAGUGCAUUUAUCGUAAGCCCUGUUAUGGACAAAACUCAGCGAUCAUACAAUGGAGCAUUCAGAUGGAUAAACACAGAUGACAAAGGUCAGGUAUCGUCCACUCGCGUACGCCAUGCUCUUGCCAUCGGUGCAAUGGAUUAUGUAGCAGAGCUGAUUGGUCGAAAGCAUCGUCUUGUCCUGUCAUUGCAUAAACACUGCUGCUCACAGAAGGGAAUUUCAAUUCCAAAGUCAAGCUUGUUAAACCAGCCACCAAAAGAUGACGCCUACAUCAAUUGCACUAUUGUGAUAGAUGACAAGCUGGUCGGGCCUGCAAAUGUGGUUAUUGACGUCGAAAACAUCAACAUAGAGUUGAAUGAUACGAGCAUGGAUGCAGAGGAUCUCAUUCAUGAUCAUUGUUUCCUUGGGAUUGAAUUUGAUUAGUUGACACUACUAAUGGCCUUAUCAUUUUCACUUAAAUGGGUUCGAGUCGAAAUAGGUGCACAGGUACGUUGUAGACCAAGCAAAAGCAGAAGUCCACCUCCUCAUCUUAGAGUAAGGCUCCAUCUCAGCUUGGGGCAUUGAAGUGGUUUCACAAGGAAUUGCAAGGGCUAGAUUUCAAAUACAGGUUCAUCAGUCAUCAUUAUUCGUCAAAAUGGGUGUCUAACAUCUCUCUUUCACGAAACUAUCUCUCUCGAAACCGAUUUUUUAAAAAGAAUUAUGUUUUCUUUUUCACUUUCUGAUGUAUUUUUCAUAUUUAUGCUGGUCACUUCAAAGUAGAUAAGGUAUAUUUUCCUCCACAAUAAAGCUUAGAGUUGUUCUGUC
This is a messenger RNA of Zingiber officinale, 1690 nucleotides long. Its product is annotated as FAD synthetase, chloroplastic-like. Bases 173 to 1309 code for a protein of 378 amino acids. NCBI's taxonomy places the organism in Eukaryota, Viridiplantae, Streptophyta, Magnoliopsida, Zingiberales, Zingiberaceae. Gene Ontology annotation, molecular function: FMN adenylyltransferase activity; protein C-terminal S-isoprenylcysteine carboxyl O-methyltransferase activity. The record is from RefSeq and is a predicted model, not a curated record. Gene Ontology annotation, cellular component: endoplasmic reticulum. Gene Ontology annotation, biological process: C-terminal protein methylation; riboflavin biosynthetic process. The transcript has 5 exons.